AUGGCGUCCCAGGGCUCGAGCCAGAUCAGCGCGGAGCAGCUGGAGACGCUGUCGCGCGUGUCCGCGCUCGCACGAGCGGAGCCCUGCGUUGCGGCUUUUUCGCGGGAAGUGGGGACGGUGCAGUCGUCGUUCGCCUUCGUGUCGCCGGAGCCGUCGUUUUCGGAGGCAGGCGCCACGCCCGGGACCGAUGACGCGCCGGGGUCGCAGUCCCAGGCCCGUCAAUCCCACUACCGCUCCCCAGUGACGUUCGCGGGCUAUCUGAUGAACAAGCGACAGUACGAGGAGGAGCAGGCGAUACUCGAGGCAUUCGUCUCGCAGUUCUCGGAUCAGUAUGCCUUCACAACCGACGAAACACUGGCCGGACCGUGCAGGGAGCUCCUGACGUUCCUCCUCGCGGCGCGCCUCUCGUCCAAGAAGUUCCGCCUGCAGUGGCCCCGCGCGCACGUCCUGGCCGUCGUGCAGUGCCUCCGCGUGCUCAUGCGCGACUCCGCGCUCCAGAAGGUGCUCGUCGAGCUCGGCGGCGUCGAGAUCAUUGCCCUCGAGGUUGCGCGGCUGACGCACAUCCACCUGGGCAUGUCCGAGGAGCCGGACCCGCUCGGGCGCCGCACGACCCCGGGGCGCGUGUCGCGCUUCGGCGAGCUCCCCCCCUCGAAGCGCAUGACUCGGCACAAGUCGAGCAACUCGCUGGCGGAGGGCAGCGCGCGGCGGCGGACGUCGGAGCGGACGCCCCCCGCGGUGCUGCUGCGGCGGAGAUUCCGCAGCGUGGCGCACGGGUUCGCGACGCUCGAGGGUGCGGACGGCGAAGGUGCGAAGGCGGAACACAACAGCAGGAGUGCGGUGGAAGACACUGUGGGGGCUCUGGAGAGCUUCGCGGAGGACCAGAGCAGCUCGUCGGACGAGGAGGAGACCGCGGACAUCAUGGAGGACCUGUUCGUGGCGGAGAUGCUCGCGGAGUACGGCUCGAUGCUGCGGCGGCUCGCGGCGGCGACGGAGUGGCGUGAGACCCUCGCGCUGGCCGGAGUCCCCACGCUCCUGACUCAGCUCCUGCGGUCGCGGGACGCGACGCUCCUGCCGCUCGUGCUCGUCGCGCUGCGGCACCUCGCCGCGGACAAGUCCGUCCUCGAGACCAUCGCGGCCACCACGGACGCCCCGGAGGUGUUGAUGGAGAUGUUGCGCUCAUACCCCUCCCCCCUCCGCGACCUCGCGCUGGGGCUCAUCCUCCCUCUCGCGCGGCACUCGGUGUUCCGCGGCGACCUCCUCGAGCUCGACGCGGUGCCCGUCGUCCUCGGGCUCCUCGGCGCGAACCCGGGGGGGGAGUUGUGUGUUCUACUCCUGAAGACGAUGUGCGCGCUGAUCGUCGGGCCGCAGGGCGUGCAGGAGGCGCGCACGUACGGCGCGAUCCCCGUGCUGCUCGCGUGCCUCGCCAAGGACUCCGGCGCGCCGCCCCCCGGCGCCCGGCUGCGCUCCGCGUGGGUGACUGCGCGCUGCUCCACCGUGUCGCUCACGUGCACGGCGAUCACGCGGCUGAUCGAGGACAUCGACGGCGCGUACCAGGUGCGGCAGAACAACGGCAUCUACGUCCUCGGGUGGCAGCUGAUCGACCCGCUGGGGGUGCGCGUGGAGGCGAAGGCGGGCGCGGCGCCGGCGAGCGUCCUCGGGGACGGCCCGGCGAAGAACCCGCCGCGCGAUGCGCGCAAGGCUCUCGAGGACAUGACGGUCGCUGCGCUGGAGCGCUACGAGACGCUGCCGCCGGCGUUGAGCAGCCGCGUGGACACCGUGCGCGCGUGGGUCAUGCGGGCCCUGCGGUUCAUGUUCUCCGUCGAACGGCACCGAAAGGUAUUCAAGCGCCUGCUCCCCGCGGGCCUCUUCGGCUCCUUCAUCGACAUCGGCAACUACGAGCCGGACCCGCGCAAGUACCAGCCCGCGGUGCAGGCCUUCAACUCCCUGGGCGCUCGCGGCGCGGUGGCGCUCGCGUGCGGGCUGGAGGACCACAAGGCCGCGGAGGAGGGCGAGCGCGAGGUCGUGCAGCGGUACGAGAUCGUCGAGCUCCUGGGCCGCGGGGCGUACGGCGCAGUGUACAAGGCACGCAAGCAGGGCGAGGAGGGCGAGAUGGUGGCGCUGAAGGAGAUAUCGAUGGAGAACACGCAGCUGUUCGGACAGACGCAGCGCGAGAAGGACCUCGGCGUGGGGCAGAUGUGCCGCGAGAUCGAGAUCCUGGCGGGGUUGGAUCACCCGAACAUCGUCAAGUACCACGAGUCGUUCGUGGCGCGGAACAGGCUCUGGAUCGUCAUGGAACUCAGCGAGGGCGCGUCGCUGCUGGACUACAUCACGGACGUGCGGGAGAAGGGGCAGCGAAUACCGGAGGACCACGUGUGGCAGUGUCUCGUGGCCGUGGUCACCGCGCUCGACUACGUCCACAACGCGCGCGGCGUCGUGCACCGCGACCUGACCCCCGGGAACAUCAUGCUCGGGCUGCACGGCGAGGGCGGCAGCGCAGCGUCCUUCCGGCGCGCCAAGGUGACGGACUUUGGUCUGGCGCGGGAGCUGACGCAGACCAUGAGCGUCGCUGCGUCCAUGUGCGGCACCGUGCCGUACAUGUGCCCGGAGAUGAUCCAGAACGAGAGGUACUCGGCCAAGGCCGACAUGUGGUCGCUCGGGUGCGUCGUGUACCACAUGAUGAUGCUCCGACCGCCGUUCGAGGGCAACAACCCCCUCGCGAUCGCCUCCCGCAUCGUCGAGGGCCGCUUCGACCCCCCCCAGGAGCCCCCCGGGACCCCGCGUCAGCUCUACAGCGACGAGCUCCGCGCCCUGUGCCUCGCGCUCCUCACCCCGGACCCCAGCCGCCGCCCAGGCGCCCGCGACGUCGUCGCGAUGGCCGCGGGCCGCGUCCUCGAGGCCAUGACGGCGUGCCGGGAGGCGGAGGAGGUGUGGGAGCGCCGGUGGGGGUUGGAGCGGGCGAAGCGGAUGCGGGCGCAGGAGCACUACCGCCGCGUGCAGAACGUCGUGGACAUCACUGCGGCGGCGCCGGCGCCGGCGCCUGCGGAGCGGGACCUGCUCGGGGGCGCGACGGACGGGAACGACAGCUCGAACGCAGUGACGCCGACGCAGCACGGGGUGACGCACUUCCCGACGGGGUCCGACGGGGCGGGGAACUCAGCGAAUGGGAACGCUGUGGGCGGGGAGGGCGAGGCGGCGGCGAUGGGGCCGGAGACGCCGCGGCUGCUGCCGACGCGCGGCGCGAGUGGGAGCGGUGCGCUGGCGCCGCCGACGCGCAAGGGGCGCGUGCGGGUCGGGUCACGGACGAUCACGAUCACGAGCGACCGGCUGCGCCCGAUCGACGAUCCCGUCGUGCAGAUGCUGCACGUGUUGCACAAGGUGUUGUACAUCGAUCAACUCCCCCCGGGACCGUCACGGGACUGGAAGCGACGGUGCGUCGAGCGGUUCCGGAAGCACCUCUUCCAUCCGAUGCAGCACGGGGCGUCCAUCAAGACACAGCUGUCCAAGCUCGUGUCGGGGUCGCAGGAUCUGAUCGACCUCACGUUCCGCGUCGAGCAAGGCGAGAACGGCACCAGCGGGCUCAGCAACGGGGACGGCGGGGCCCAGGGGCGCACGGGCACCGCGGGGCGGGGGAAGCGGCAGGAGCGGCGGCUCACGUACGACGCGCUCAUGGGCAUCAUCCACGACGUCUUGCAGGACACAGGGUUCCACGCGGCGCGCCGGCAAGGGCUGGGGCGCGCGCAUGCCGCCAACGCGUCCGUGCGGGGCAACCUGGACGCGAACCUCCCGAUCCGCGCGGCCCAGAACAGCACGAUCCUGGACCACGUGUGA
This is a messenger RNA of Pedinophyceae sp. YPF-701, 3828 nucleotides long. The record is from the annotation of a GenBank genome assembly. NCBI's taxonomy places the organism in Eukaryota, Viridiplantae, Chlorophyta, Pedinophyceae.